AUGGCUAAAUGCACCAAGAAGGUCAGAAUGGUGGGUAAAUACGGGACCCAUUAUGGUGCCUCCCUCCGGAAAAUGGUGAAGACAAUUGAAAUCAGCCAGCACGCCAAGUACACUUGCUCCUUCUGUGGCAAAACCAAGAUGAAGAGACGAGCUGUGGGCAUUUCGCACUGUGGUUCCCGCAUGAAAACGGUAGCUGGUGGUGCCUGGACCUACGACACCACUUCUGCCGCCACAGUAAAGUCAGCCGUCAGAAGACGGAAGGAACUGAAGGACCAGUAG
This is a messenger RNA of Globicephala melas (long-finned pilot whale), 279 nucleotides long. RefSeq names its product large ribosomal subunit protein eL43-like. Gene Ontology annotation, cellular component: ribosome. Gene Ontology annotation, molecular function: structural constituent of ribosome. The record is from RefSeq and is a predicted model, not a curated record. Gene Ontology annotation, biological process: translation. NCBI's taxonomy places the organism in Eukaryota, Metazoa, Chordata, Mammalia, Artiodactyla, Delphinidae.